Messenger RNA from Suillus subalutaceus, 1677 nucleotides. Its product is annotated as MFS general substrate transporter. Gene Ontology annotation, biological process: transmembrane transport. Gene Ontology annotation, cellular component: membrane. Gene Ontology annotation, molecular function: transmembrane transporter activity. Lineage: Eukaryota; Fungi; Basidiomycota; Agaricomycetes; Boletales; Suillaceae. The record is from RefSeq and is a predicted model, not a curated record. Bases 1 to 1377 code for a protein of 458 amino acids. The transcript has 11 exons.
AUGUCAGUUCGUCCCCUGCUUGGUUCGGUCGACUGCAGUUCCCGCUAUGAGGCCACCUCUAGCAGAGGGAAUGAUGACGGUCCAACUCUUCCUCUAGAUGACAUUGACAGACCAAUCGUGGAGAAGAGGCUUCUCCGUAAGUUGGACCUUCGAAUGGCCUUCCUAGUUCUAAUUUACAUUAUGAAUAUCAUGGACCGUUAUAAUGUAGCUGCGGCGAGGCUGCAUGGUUUCGAGGAGGACCUUGGCAUGACGGGGAACCAAUUCAACACACUUGUCAGCAUUCUUUUUGUGGGGUAUUUGUUGACGCAGACUCCUUCCAACAUAAUCUUACAUCACAUGAAAAGGCCAUCAUUAUACCUCUCGAGCUGCAUGAUAGCAUGGGCCGCUAUCACCGUGUUCAUGGGCGUAGUGCAAACGUAUCAUGCCGCUCUUAUUUUGCGCUUUUUUAUUGGAUUCGUGGAGGCGACAUUCCUUCCCGGAGCUCUAUUACUUCUUUCACGAUGGUAUAAGAAAAAUGAACUAGCGUUACGCACAGCACUUCUUUUUUGCGGCAGCCCCGUCAGUAAUGUUUUUGGUGCUCUUAUUGCGUCGGGAAUUUUAGAAAGCCUAGACGGUACACUAGGUUUUACGGCUUGGAGGUGGCUCUUCUUUGUGGAGGGCGCUUUGACCAUCGUGGUCGCAGUGUCUGCAAUCUGGAUUUUGCCUGAUUUUCCUUCAACGCCAAGCGUCUGGCUCUCACCUGAUGAACAGACACUGGCCAAACGACGGAUGGAGGAAGAAGUUGCGACCAUUGAGCGCGAGGGCAAGCCCGAAGGGAACUUCUCUGGUCUUGUCGAGACUCUUAUGGAUUGGAGGGUAUGGUGGCUUGGUGUUGCUCUUCAUUUGAUGAUUUGCUCGCAGUCAUUCACCGUUUUUUUCCCGACCCUAAUCGCUACAAUGGGUUACAACGCGACUACGAGCCUCUUGCUCUGCGCGCCUCCUUGGAUUUUGGGAACUGCAACCUCAUUUGUUGUGGCCAGGCACUCCGAUGUAACUGGUGAUCGCUUCUGGCACAUCGUCGGUCCUCUACUUGUCGGUAUCGCUGGGUUUAUGAUGGCGAUUUCAACAAUGAAUACGGCUAUACGAUAUCUAUCUCUAUUCCUUAUGGCUCAGAGCCCAGUUGCCUAUGUUGUCUCUUUGACCUGGGUCAUGAAUACGUUUUCCCAGUCACAGUCGAAACGUGCAGCAGCCAUCGCACUAGUAAACACUAUGGCAGUAGCUAGCCACAUUAGUUCAUCAUACUUUUGGCCGUCCAGUUGGGGGACCUUCAUACGUGAACUCGUAUCUCAUUUGCAUAUUGGCAAGCGUCCUGUGCAUUGCGAUGUGCUGGGUAUUUAGGGAGCACCUUUCCCGGUGUAAUGAAGCUGCUGAAGCCGAAGAGAAAGUUCUAGGGCUACCUGAGGGUUUUAGAUAUCUCCUCUAGAGCGUGGUUGGGAUCACAUUAGUAUGAAUGUAUACUAGCGCACACAAGUAAGACUCUAUAUCCUGGAUCUCUUGUUUAGCGAAUCAUAGUUUGACGAUGCAGAGCUCUAUAGUACUUGUUUCUUGCCAUUGACUUUUGUCGUCGGAUCGAUCGAUGUGAUAAUUGCAGUUUACAGAAGACUUGUUGUCGAUUUGCUGAUCUGUGCAUGAUGGUGG